Messenger RNA from Panonychus citri (citrus red mite), 2643 nucleotides. Its product is annotated as peptidyl-prolyl cis-trans isomerase-like. Lineage: Eukaryota; Metazoa; Arthropoda; Arachnida; Trombidiformes; Tetranychidae. The transcript is spliced from 3 exons. Gene Ontology annotation, molecular function: peptidyl-prolyl cis-trans isomerase activity. The record is from RefSeq and is a predicted model, not a curated record. Bases 38 to 595 code for a protein of 185 amino acids. Gene Ontology annotation, biological process: protein folding; protein peptidyl-prolyl isomerization. Gene Ontology annotation, cellular component: intracellular membrane-bounded organelle.
ACUUGAGAGUAUUUUCAUAUUAUUAUUCUGUAUAAAAAUGGCGACAAAGUGUUUGAUAAAAGUUCUUCUGACUCUAUUGAUUGUUGAUAGUGUUUUUUGUAGACUUCCACUAGUUUUCUUUGAUAUUGCAGCGGACAAUCAUCCCAUAGGUCGAUUUGUUAUGGAGUUGCGAUCUGAUGUUGUACCAAAAACCGCUGAGAACUUCCGAGCUUUAUGUACUGGAGAAAAGGGUUUCGGUUACAAAAAUUCAAUAUUCCAUCGAGUUAUCCCAAAUUUCAUGAUCCAAGGAGGUGAUUUCACCAACUUCAAUGGAACCGGUGGUCAAUCAAUUUAUGGAAACAAAUUUGAGGACGAAAACUUCACACUCAAACACACUGGUCCUGGUACUCUUUCCAUGGCAAAUGCUGGUCCAAACACCAAUGGAGCACAAUUUUUUAUCACUACCGUCAAAACUUCUUGGUUAGAUAAUCGACAUGUCGUUUUCGGCUCAGUCGUCGAAGGACUGGAAGUUAUCAAGAAAAUCGAAGCUAUGGGAAGUCAAAGUGGAAAACCUAGCAAGAGAAUCGUCAUUACAAAUUCUGGCCAACUCAGUUAAUCAAAUUAAUAAUGAAUUUGAUCAUGAAAACGAUAAAAUUGUAUAAUCGUUGAAAAUUUGUCAAAACAAUUUCAAGAGUAAAAUUUUCCGAUGCAAAUACAAAAUACCAGUGUAACUAAAUUUUCAACUGAUAGUUUGUGAUUUCAAUUCAUUAAUCGCUGAUUCGUUGAUGUAACGCUGAUAUUCAGCUCUAUUUUACUCCUAAGGAAAAGAAUAGCAAGUAAAAGAUAAGAUAAUUUGAAUAGCCGAAGGCAAUUAAAGAAAUUAAGAUGUGGCCUAGAUUAAGUUCAAGGAUAUGAAAUCAAGGUAACAUCGGAUUACUGGUUAUGGAUGAGAAUCUCAAAAUGGUAGUCAAUUUGAUUGAAUCAUUGAACAAAAAGAGAUACUAUUAAUUUAAUUGUCAAGUAAUUAAAUAAGCGAUUAAAAGUAAACUCGAAAUUGAUCCAGCUCGACAAAUGGAUUCAGGAAAUUAUAUGUGUCAAGCCAAUAAUAAAUAUGCAAUUGAUCAGAGACAUUUUAAAACUGAUUUCUAAUUAAAUCAACAACAACAAGCUACAAUUUAAAAUGAUUUCUCAACAAGAAAUUAAAUUGUUUCCAUUUCAUUGGCUUAUGAUUUUUACUUCAACAAUUUAAUUGAAAGAGUUGACAUUAACACAGAAAAAUACAAGAGAGAAAGUUAAGUAUUUGCAAUUUAUGAUCAACAGUUAAUCUUUCGUAUAUUAAUACUAAAAUUAUAUCCGUUUCAUCAUUUAAAAAGGAUUAGUUGAUUAGGAGAGAGAGUGAAAGUAUCAAAGAGUAAUAUAAGUUACUACUCUUUGGAAAGUAUUGUAAUUUUAAUUGUUUACCAAUCAAAUUAACCUGAUGGGCAAAAAUCAAUUCUCAACAUUUAAUUAAUGUUACCUGUUCAAUCUGUUUGAUUAUUUGAUCAAAUUACUCGAUUAAAUAUGGAAAAGGAUUUUUCUUAAUAAAUUAGCAUUCGAUUCGUUAUCACAUUACUCUUUGAAACAAUUAGAUAAAAAGAAAGCAUUUCUAGUGGCAAUUUUACAAUUGCAAUUUAGUCAUAAGGUUGUGAUGAUUGGAUAUUACUGUUACAAUUGUAUUUCUAUAAAAUUGUCAUUGUUAAAUUGAAUGAGUUAAUUGUUAAAACCUUUGGUUGUAAACCAAUAAUCAUCAAUAAGACAAGUAGCAACAUGGUCAUUGGUUGUUGAUGAUUUUUACGUUGACAAAAUUAUCAUCAUCUUCACCUUUCUUGACCUUUCUAAUGGUUGGUCAGCGAUAAGAUUCAAGACAAUCACUAAGCUCCCUUGGAAGGUUAUAUUAAAAAGAAGGAAAUUACAAAAAAUUGUGUAUUGUAUUAAAUCAAUCAAGAUGAGUUUCUCAUCAAAUAUACUCAUUCUUUUCCUAACCAUCAGCUUAACAUGCAAUUACGUUGAGUGCGAAGUUUAUAAAGCGUGUACAGUGGGUGAGCUACAUGGUGUUCUAUCUAUGGUGUGUUCAGUUGCAAGGCGUCAAAGUGAAAUGAAUGAUUUCGCAAUUAAAGGAGGUGUGGGCAAGAUUAGAUUAUCAUCAGCUCGAGAAUUAGCAAAAGAGUGUUGUGUCCAUGGAUGUGAUAUCUCAAUUUGGAUUAUCCAUUGUUAAAUCUACAUAAAUCAUCUUUAAAUCUUCUUCUUACUCAAGUGAAAAUGAGAAAUAUUUUUUUGUAUCAUUUGUUUACCUUUUUUCAUUCUUGAUGAUUUCAACGUAAUCAUGAGAUCGUGAGUAGAAACCAUCAGAUGACAAUGCUCCCCAAAAAUUGGACCAAAGUUUACCAGGACGGACAAGUAGCGGUGCGAUAAUGCGCCUAAAAGAAAUGAUCACAAUUAAGAUUGUCAAUUAAUUACAGUUAUCAUUUUUUAAAAUGAAAAUGUUUUAAUUUUGUUUAUAUAUUUUUGAGCUAAAUGAGCAGCAAUGAACAGAUUGUUUUACUCAAAUUAUUUUUAUCAUCACCCAAUUAAAAAGAGAUGAAAAAAUUGAUUCAAUCAAAAUCAAAAUCACAUCACAACAAUUAA